AUGUCACUCAAAGACCAAACCGUCCUCAUCACAGGGGCUUCUAUGGGCAUCGGCGCAGCCAUCGCGCGUCGACUAGCCGCUGAGAGCGCAACACUCAUCCUCUUUGCACGCUCAGGCGACAAGCUAAAGGCCCUCUCCGACGAACUCAAGAAAGAACACAAAGACUUGAAGAUCUUCACAUCAGUCGUCGACGUACAAGACCACACAUCCCUCAGCACCGCCGUCUCAAACAUCGUCCACCAGGUCUCCCACAUCGAUGUUCUAAUCAACAACGCCGGUUUAGCUAUAGGUGCGCCGUCACGCUUCCCUGAUCUGAAGAUCCAAGAUAUCAUCACAAUGACGAACACAAAUAUCAAUGGGUACAUGUUCGCUGCUUAUACGGUUUUGAACGAGGGAAAGAUGAAGGAGCGUGGCAAGGGAACGAUUCUGAACGUGACUAGCACCACGGGGCUAGAGGUACCGCCUUUCCCUGGCGAGGCAGUGUACCAUGCUAGCAAAGCAUGCCAGGAGGCUUUCACCAAUGUGCUGAGGACGGAGUUAGUGGGUACUGAUAUCAAAGUUCUCGCGUUACGGCCCGGUGUUGUAGCAACAAACUUCCAUGAACAACGUGUUGGAUACGAAAAGCAGAGCUACGAUACUUUCAUGUCUGGCUUCGAGCCUCUUGUUGCGCCGGAUGUUGCGGAAGCUGCAGCUUUCAUGCUGGGUCAGAAGGAUAGGGUUAGUGUGAAGGCGUUGGAUGUCGUGCCUACUGCGCAGAGAAGUUUGCAGGUUUUUGAUCGGGAGUGGAAUAGUAGGGAUGAGGGGAGGAAAGAGGAGAAGAUGUGA
This is a messenger RNA of Alternaria metachromatica, 825 nucleotides long. RefSeq lists its product as uncharacterized. Gene Ontology annotation, molecular function: oxidoreductase activity. NCBI's taxonomy places the organism in Eukaryota, Fungi, Ascomycota, Dothideomycetes, Pleosporales, Pleosporaceae. Bases 1 to 825 code for a protein of 274 amino acids. The transcript has 2 exons. Gene Ontology annotation, cellular component: cytosol. The record is from RefSeq and is a predicted model, not a curated record.